This is a messenger RNA of Stegastes partitus (bicolor damselfish), 943 nucleotides long. RefSeq names its product FSHD region gene 1 (gene frg1). Bases 65 to 829 code for a protein of 254 amino acids. The record is from RefSeq and is a predicted model, not a curated record. Gene Ontology annotation, molecular function: actin filament binding. The transcript is spliced from 9 exons. Gene Ontology annotation, cellular component: nucleolus; striated muscle dense body; catalytic step 2 spliceosome. Lineage: Eukaryota; Metazoa; Chordata; Actinopteri; Pomacentridae.
UGUAAACGUGAAUCACACCGCUCAGUGUUUACUAUUCCACUAACCACGAAAGCUAGGCUAAGAAAUGGCUGAAUAUUCACACGUUAAGUCAACCAAAUUGGUUUUGAAAGGUCUUAACAAAGGGAAAAAGAGGAAACACAAAGACAAGAAAAGAAAAGCAGAUGAUGAGGAAAAGGUUGAUGUUGUUGGUGGUUGGUGGUCUGUUGGUAGCUUUGGGGAGAUUACCGGAACAGUUGCCAUAGAGAUGCAGAACAACUCGUACAUCCAUGCCCUGGACACUGGGCUCUUCACAGUUGGUGCGCCACACAAAGAUGAUGAAGGACCAGACCCUCCAGAGCAGUUUACUGCCAUCAAGCUCUCAGACGCACGGGUUGCCUUGAAAUCUGGAUAUGGGAAGUACCUGGGCAUCAACUCUGAGGGUUUGGUGGUGGGACGCUCUGAUGCCAUCGGCGCCAGGGAACAAUGGGAACCAGUCUUCCAGGAUGGCAAAAUGGCUCUCCUGGCAGCAAAUAGCUGUUUCAUCUCCUACAGUGACAGUGGGGACAUCGUGGCCAAGAGCAAGACAGCGGGGGAUGGCGAGAUGGUGAAGAUCCGAACUAGUGCAGAACGAGAGGUCAAGCGUAAGGACGACAUUGCAGAUGAGGACAGGGGCAACGUGAAGUCCUGCGAGAUCAAUUACGUGAAGAAGUUUCAGAGUUUUCAAGAUCGGCGGCUCAGGGUUAAUGAGGACGACCCCAACUCGCUGAAGAAAGCCAGAACGGAUGGAAAAUUCCACGAAGCUUUGCUUGACAGGAGAAGCAAAAUGAAAGCAGACAGGUACUGCAAAUGAGGACUGUGUGGACUGCUGCUAUGUCUUAGUAAAUGUUCUGACGUGGCAUUUCAAGUUUCGUGUUUUUUGGAAGUUUUUUUUGUAUUUUAAAUAAACAUUUGAUGGUCAAAGUCA